GUAAACGAAGUUGGGAGUUUUCUAUAUCACCUAGGUGAUAAUUUUAAGUAUCCUGCACAUUAAUUCUGACCAAGUGCCUUUUUGAGAUAUUUAAAAUUGAUCAUGUUACGAGAGAAAUAAUCGAAAUAGAUAGCCUGUGUAAGUCUGUCUUAUCCAAACAGUCUUAAUAUAUUAAUAUAAAGGUCACUCUGAGACGUAAGGGUGCAAACUAAUCAGGGAAUUCCAUUUUCAACAACAUCCACACUUUUUUAUUUCGCUUAUCUAACAUUCAUAUAAGUUCAUGGACCAAUGUCAAAACCGUUCCAACCAAUUAGUGACGUGAUUAAUACAUCAUCUCCAAAGCAUAAGCAACAGACAUUCAGUGAGAUUUAUUCAGAGCCAGAGAAUUUUCUUGAGGUUGAAGUACGAAAUCCGCAAACUCAUGGUCUAGGAAGUAAUUUAUAUACUGAUUAUGAAAUCGUAUGCAGAACAAAUAUACCAGCAUUUAAGAAGAGAAAUAGCAAAGUCAGAAGAAGAUAUAGUGAUUUCGUAACAUUCAGAAAGAUAUUAGAACAAGAAACUACUAGAGUCAUAAUCCCUCCAUUACCAGGUAAGAUCUUAUUAAGUUCGAAUAAAUUUAAUGAUAUAAAUAUCGAGAAACGAAGACAGGGAUUGGAAAAAUUCUUAACUAUAGUUAGUGGUCAUCCAUUAUUACAAACUGGAUCAAAAACAUUAAUUGAAUUUAUUCAGAAUGAAAAGUGGGAUCCAAGAAGUGCAUACUACUGAUAAGUUACUAUACUUCACUUAGAAAAGAAUAAGGAUAUAAAACAAUACAAUUACAACCGACGACUUAGUCUCAGCCUUAAUCUCAGCCACUUACUUAAUCCAAUUGGUUGGCUUGAAUCGAAUUUUAGCCUAUUGAUUUAUAUCUGAUUGAAAUAUAGAUUCAGUAAUAUUUUGGGCAUAUUCAUUUAAUUUUCUCUAUUAAACUUGUGAGCACACAUAUUUUUCAUUUUAUAUUUUUAAUAAAAGGUUAAUUUUGUAUAUGUUGUACGGGGGUCACAAGAAUAAGUGCCGUGAUCCGG
Scheffersomyces amazonensis is the source of this 1064-nucleotide messenger RNA. RefSeq lists its product as uncharacterized. The transcript has a single exon. Gene Ontology annotation, cellular component: retromer complex; early endosome membrane. The record is from RefSeq and is a predicted model, not a curated record. Gene Ontology annotation, biological process: late endosome to Golgi transport; endocytic recycling. NCBI's taxonomy places the organism in Eukaryota, Fungi, Ascomycota, Pichiomycetes, Serinales, Debaryomycetaceae. Gene Ontology annotation, molecular function: phosphatidylinositol-3-phosphate binding. Bases 289 to 765 code for a protein of 158 amino acids.